This is a messenger RNA of Melanotaenia boesemani (Boeseman's rainbowfish), 1979 nucleotides long. RefSeq names its product cytochrome b-c1 complex subunit 1, mitochondrial (gene uqcrc1). NCBI's taxonomy places the organism in Eukaryota, Metazoa, Chordata, Actinopteri, Atheriniformes, Melanotaeniidae. The record is from RefSeq and is a predicted model, not a curated record. Gene Ontology annotation, molecular function: metal ion binding. The transcript is spliced from 13 exons. The coding region runs from base 78 to 1514 and encodes 478 amino acids. Gene Ontology annotation, cellular component: mitochondrion.
GGAAACACACUUUCGCGAAGAAGAGGCGACACAGCGGAAUAGCCUGUGCGGCCUGCCUUCUGUAACCGAGCUGAGAAAUGGCGGCGUCCGUGUGCCGAGUAGGAAGCACCGUGGGUCGAGUCCUCGCCAAAGCGCGCAGUCCCAUUCUACUUUCUUUGAGACGUGGGCAGGCAUCAGUAAGCUAUGCUCAGAGCCUGCUGGGAGCCCCUGAAACCCAUCUAACAGCCCUGGACAAUGGUUUGAGAGUUGCAUCCGAGGAUACUGGACAUGCUACUUGCACAGUUGGAUUGUGGAUCAGUGCUGGUAGUCGCUAUGAGAGUGAGAAGAACAAUGGAGCAGGCUUUUUCCUGGAGCACAUGGCAUUCAAGGGAACAAAGAUGUAUCCUCAAACAGCCCUGGAGCAGCAGGUAGAGUCUAUGGGUGCCCACCUGAGUGCUUACACUUCUAGGGAGCACACUGCAUACUACAUGAAGACCCUUGCCAAGGAUCUGCCUAAAGCUGUGGAGCUGCUGUCAGAGGUUGUGCAGAACUGCUCACUGAACGAGGCAGAGAUUGAGCAGCAGAGGGGUGUGGUGCUGCGUGAGCUGGAAGAAGUUGAGGGAAACCUGCAGGAAGUUUGCCUAGACCUGCUGCAUGCCACAGCCUUCCAGGGCACUCCUCUGGGACAAAGUGUGCUGGGCCCCUCCAGCAGUGCUAGGAAUUUGAGCCGGCAGGACUUGGUUGAAUACAUCCACAGCCAUUACAAGGCCCCUCGCAUGGUGCUGGCUGCUGCUGGAGGUGUGAAUCACGACGAGCUGGUUGGUUUGGCCAAUUCUCAUUUUAGUGGAGUGUCCUUUGAGUACGAGGGUGAUGCCGUCCCUGUAUUGUCACCCUGCCGAUUCACUGGUAGUGAGAUCCGUAUGCGUGAUGAUGCUUUGCCUCUGGCGCACAUUGCCAUCGCCGUGGAGGGCGCUAGUGCAGCUAGUCCAGACAUUGUGCCCCUGAUGGUGGGCAACGCUAUCAUUGGCAGCUAUGACCUUACCUAUGGUGGUGGAAAGCACCUGAGCAGCCGCCUGGCUCGGCUGGCAGUGGAGGACAACCUUUGUCACAGCUUCCAGGCGUUCCAUUCCUCCUACAGCGACACUGGCCUGCUGGGCAUCUACUUUGUCAGCGAUAGGCACCACAUUGAUGACAUGAUGCACUGGUCCCAGAAUGCCUGGAUGAACCUGUGUACUACAGUCACAGAGAGUGAUGUAGCCAGAGGCCGAAACGCUCUAAAGGCCAGCCUGGUUGGACAACUUAAUGGAACAACACCUAUUUGUGACGACAUCGGCAGACACAUCCUGAACUACGGGCGGCGUAUUCCUCUUGCAGAGUGGAACGCUCGGAUCGAUGCUGUGACCCCCAGGAUGGUGCGUGACAUCUGCUCCAAAUAUAUCUAUGAUAAGUGUCCUGCGGUGGCAGCUGUCGGCCCCGUGGAGCAGUUACCUGACUACAACAGAAUGCGCAGUGCCAUGUACUGGCUCAGGUUUUAAGAUAAGUUGUGGUGUUGUUCAGUGUGGCCCACAUUUGCUCCUCAUCUUCCUCCUUGACCUCACUUCGCUUCCUUCUGUGACCACUGCAAGAGUGAACAGCUGAGGAUUGUGCACAUGAAAGUGUAACAACAAAGGCAGCCAUCCAGUCACUCUUCAGCCUGACUCCCUCUUUAACCCACUCAUUACCCCAAGUUUGCCAUGAGGGGAGCAGCCAGUCUGCUUCUUAAAAUUACUCUGAUUGCGUGUUGAUUGUACUGUACAGGUACUCAUCUGAUACUGUCUGGUGGAGGGAAGGGCAGUGAGGGCAGGCUUGAACACAGAAUAAUUAUCUACAUGUCAUAUUUCAACCAAUAUUGAUGAACAGCUGGAGCAAGAGUAUAUUUAUAAUUUCUAUAACAUUUGUUUCUGUCCAUUAUUGUACAUAACAGAAGCUGUCAUUCUGACAAAAAUAAAAACUAAAACAAA